CGCCCUCUAAGAAGAACUAUAAAAAUUUUCAUAGAGGGCGGUGUGUAAGUUUGGAGUUUGCAAAAAGUGCAAAUUAUAAAAAUGAGAAUUCUAUGAUCAGAAUUUAAUUUGACUUAAAUUUCACAAAUACAAGCUGCUCAUCAUGACGUGCCCUCAUACAAAUUCUUCAGCAAAAUUUACCAAGAAGCAACUAGACAUUUUUACUAAAGGCAAAUGUUCUUCUUGUGCAGCCAAAGGACCCAACCUAUGGCUAUGCUUACAGGUGGGAUGUGGUAACCUAGGCUGCGGUGAAUCUCAUGAUGACCAUAGCUCACAGCACUCGACAGACACCCGCCAUGCCUUGGCCCUUAAUCUAUCCACAAUGCGUACGUGGUGUAAUUUUUGCGAGUCAGAAGCUUACCCGGUGAUUAGAAAAAGCAUUGAUCAGAAUUCUACCCAAUAUAUACACUUACAUACUAGUCAGUCUGAACGGUUGGCCAACAAGCAGCAACAGCAACAAUCCUUGUUCCGUGUCAACUCACCAGUGACACAAGCUCUGAAUGAAUUUGAAGAAUACGAAAAACCACGUGGCUUGACAGGAUUUAGAAAUAUGGGCAACACGUGCUACCUCAAUGCUGCUGUGCAAGCCCUCUCAAACUGCCCACCGUUUACACAUUUUUUCCUGGAAUGUGGAGGUUAUGUGAAGACUGAGAAGAAACCUUACAUUGCUAAAAGCUAUCAAAAACUGAUGGAAGAUGUAUGGGGAAGGCGGAGACCAAGUCAUAUUACGCCAUUAAGUCUUGUGAAUGGAAUCAAGCAAGUAUUCCCAAUGUUUAAGGGAUUUUUGCAACAGGAUACACAAGAAUUUCUCCGCUGCCUGAUGGAUAGAAUUCAUGAGGAACUGAAAGAACCAAUUCUCACACAUAUGGCAGGGGAGGAAAAAGAUGAUUUAAAUGACUUUGUAGAAAAACCUGUAACGUCAGAGCGUGUCCGAACCAGAUCCUGCAACUCCAUCACUCUGACUGAAGAAGAACAACUAGAGCCCGAGUCUGAAGCAUCAAUGAGGGAGCAAGGAGUUGGCUCAAGGAGUGCCUCUCAAAGUCCACCCACUGAUCGUAGAAAAGGAAAUAAACCUCGAAGAAUGAGGAGGAAAACAAUGAGUCGGACUGAGUCUGAACAGGAACAAGAUAAUGAAGCAACUGAAAUGAAAGAUGUAGUUGAGGAGGAAGGAGCAGAUGGAGAAGCGGUCAAGAGGAAAGCAGGAGCAUCUGAGGUUAAAGGUGGCAAGAAGAGGCCACCAGUUCAGUACCGUAGCAUAGUUUCCGAUGUGUUUGAUGGCAGGGUUCUCAGCUCGGUUGUAUGUCUGACUUGUGAUACAAAAUCAAAGCGUAUCGAGACAUUCCAGGACCUGUCGUUACCCAUCCCAGUUGGGAAGGAAGACUUGGCCCGCAUUCGUGCUUCGCAGCAGAGCCUGACCAGUAAAGGCAUGGUGUCGUGUGUAGACACUACAAAUACACAGAGCUGGGCCAACUGGAUGUACAGUAUGGUUGUAGGUUGGAUAUGGGGCCCAAAGGUUACAUUAGAAGAUUGUCUGUCUGCAUUUUUUUCUUCUGAUGAACUGAAAGGGGAUAAUAUGUACAGCUGCGAUAAAUGUAAAAAACUUAGGAAUGGGGUGAAGUUCUCAACACUCACCAAGCUUCCUGAGGUACUGUGUAUCCACUUGAAACGGUUUCGACAUGAAUCGAUGACAUCAUACUCAUCCAAGAUCAGUAACUAUGUUGAAUUUCCUCUGGAAGGGUUAGACGUUAGGCAGUUCCUAGACAAGGACUGCUCAUCAGAAACGACCACUUAUGACCUGAAUGCUGUUAUCUGCCAUCAUGGUACUGCUGGAGGUGGUCACUACACUGCAUAUGCCAUGAAUUGGUUGGAUGGUCAGUGGUAUGAAUUUGAUGACACCUACGUGACAGAAGUAAAUGAGAAACAGGUGUCUUCAGCUGAGGCCUAUGUUCUAUUCUACAAGAAAAGCUCAGAUGAGACUGUCAAGAUGCGAGAAAAGGUUCAAGGCUUAUGUUAUCAACAAGAGAGUCUGUUGCAUUUCUACAUCUCAAGUCAAUGGUUUAACAAGUUCCAGACAUUUGCUGAGCCAGGACCAAUUACCAAUAAUGACUUCUUAUGCAAGCAUGGAGGUGUUCCUCCCUGCAAAUCUGCUUUUGUUGAUGAGCUUGUUACUAAGGUUCCACAAACUGUUUGGGAUUGUCUUCAAAAUAGGUAUGGAGGUGGACCAGCCGUGACUCAUCUUCGUAAUUGUAAGACUUGCCAGGAGGAACUUGAUAAUCUGAAACGUAGAAUCGCAGAAGAGAGGGAGACAUUCGUCAAGCUACAUAAUAAGUUUCAAGACGAGGAAGACCAAAACACUACAGUAUACUUCAUCAGUCUCAGUUGGUUCCGUCAAUGGGAAACAUUCUUAAAUUCAAAACACACAGAUUUUCCUGAGCCACCAGGUCCAAUUGAUAAUCGUGCAAUAGCAGCCUCCAAAGGCCAUCAUACUAAAGGAGCUGAAAGUGGUCAAAUUUCGAAAGAGACAUGGAACUAUCUGCACUCAAUCUACGGUGGUGGUCCAGAAAUCAUUGAACAACCCAACGAGAUGGUCACUGCUACAGAUCAAGAUGAAGAAGAUGAUGAUGAAGAGGAUGGAGAUGAUGGUGGAGAUGAUAAUGAUGGCAUGGACGAAUCCUCUGCAGGAGAGAGUGAGAAGAUUCUUAAUGAUGAUACGCAUGAUAGUAAACUUUAACAGUUUGAUUGCAGCAUUCCAAUUAAAUGUAUGCAUUGUUUUCAGACAAAAAGUUAUUACGUUUCUGAUAUAAAAGAUAUUCUGAAUAACUAACAAGUAAUGUGGAGACACAAUAAUUUUUGCUUUUGUUUUCAUUAAUAUUGGAGAUAUAUACAUCAUUUCAUCAGAUGUAUGUGGUUGGUAUAAUUGUGUUGUUUCUGGUGAAAAAUUGUACAUACGUAUCUUCAAAAGCUAAUGAAAGUGAACAAAUAGUUCUUGUACUUUUAUAUUACAAUAAUAGUUCUGAGUAGUUAGUUCACUUACUUACUGCCACCCAGAAUGUGCAACAGUGGCAUAUAUAGAAGUCUUGAAAUAGGGGUACUGAUGGGUCGGGGGAGUGAGGGGUGCUAGAUCACUAAAUAAGGUGAUUUUUAGACU
Molecule: messenger RNA, 3187 nt
Organism: Anneissia japonica
Lineage: Eukaryota; Metazoa; Echinodermata; Crinoidea; Comatulida; Comatulidae
Product: ubiquitin carboxyl-terminal hydrolase 20-like
Exons: 22
Coding region: 143-2770 (875 amino acids)
Biological process (GO): protein deubiquitination
Molecular function (GO): zinc ion binding; cysteine-type deubiquitinase activity
Source: RefSeq, a predicted model, not a curated record